Molecule: messenger RNA, 492 nt
Organism: Cajanus cajan (pigeon pea)
Lineage: Eukaryota; Viridiplantae; Streptophyta; Magnoliopsida; Fabales; Fabaceae
Product: protein PAT1 homolog
Source: RefSeq, a predicted model, not a curated record
UAAUCUCACUCAUAGCGCACCACCUCUGUCACUCUAGUGUCAAGCCAAACCCAUUCCAUCUUAAAGUCUCUGCCAUGACCUAAUCCACUCACCUCUGGGCAAUUCCACGCACACUCCUCCACAAAGCGUGUUCAUUAUCUCUUCUUUCAUCGUUCACGCUUCUCUUUUCCGUAAUGGAUGGGUUAGGUGCCGCAGCUCCGAACGUCGAGGAUCACAAACAACUUGAACACGCUUCAAAAGAGGGUGAAGUAUUUGAUGCAUCGCAAUAUGCAUUCUUUGGUAAAGAUGUUGCUGAGGAAGUUAACUUGGCGGGGUUAGAAGAUGAAGAUGACUAUAAGGCUAUGCUUGCCGUCGAGUUCAAUGAGGAAGAUUUCUGUCUCACUAAAGAAGAGGUUAUUUUUCAGUCUUAUGCCAUUUCUUCUAAAUUUCAAAAUUUUUUGUGGCUACUAUGUGUAAACGUAUAAGCAUUUCAAUCUUAUACAUGUGGUUCAA